GGUGUGGCAUCGUACGCUUGAGACGGAAUUCCUGUCCUCUGUGCCAUACUGCUUAGUAUCAUGAUUGGUCAUCGACGAAUGCAGGCUGAAGGCUCUCAAGACGAAAGUCCUCAUUGGCCUAUGGUCCGUUGAACAAUGACGAUUGAACCGUCCAAUUCACUUAAAGCGCGGCUUUGCUGCACGUACAUCACGCACGAACGAGACUCCCAGCGAUCGGUUGUGACUUCAGCCUCGACCUAUCACGGAUAUGUGCAUGUGAGCAUGGCCCAAUGAACCGAGGGCUGGGUGACGGUGGAUGCACCAAUAACCUAGCUGAUGAGGUUGAACACCAAGAAAUCUGCCAAUCGCCCGCUACUGAUUGCUUAUUCGUUUAUUCUCAUGAAUAAAGUGUUCGACAGCUUAGAAUACGACUAGUACGGCGACGCGUGUUAAAAUGGGUCGCGCACCAUUUUGCGCGCCGAUUUUGAAUUUUUGCGCUCCGUUUGUUUUCCGUAUCUCAUUUACUCAAUUCGGUGAACAACAACUAUACAAUGGAUGGCUACAUUCACGCUGGUCAGGUUGCUCCCACACAAGCAAUCCUCCAACCGAUGCAGCAAACUCUUCUAAUGGAUGCAAAUGGCACCCCUCAACCGACCACUUUUGCUGUGCAAGCGAACGACGGAAGUCUCAUACCCGUCCACUUGGCAGCGUCCGCCGGAGGAGGGCAGCUCAUCAUGUUCCUGCCAACUGCUGCUCAGCAAACCAUGUACACCACGCAGUCACUGGUGUCUGGAACCGCCACCACUCUGGAAGCAAGCUUGACCCAGCCGCAGCAGGCUCAACUCAUAGGAACCUCGGUGGAAGAUGAUAAUCACGUUUUGCAACAACUUCAGCAUGCUUCUCAAGUCCAGCUGAUUCACCAGGCCCAGUCAUCCACUCUUCCUCAGACCGUUUCCACAGCCCAGGUUGUCCAAGUCUCCAGUCCGAAGAGCGAAGGUGCCACUUCUCAAACGGUUGGUCCUGGACAAGCUCCGGCCAGCGUGUCUCCAGGCGUUACUCCCGGUGGAGAGGAACCGCUUUACGUGAACGCCAAGCAAUAUCAUCGGAUAUUGAAACGAAGGCAGGCUCGUGCCAAACUAGAAUCCCAAGGUCGAAUCCCAAAGGAAAGGCAAAAGUACCUUCACGAAUCUCGGCAUAAGCACGCGAUGAAUCGAGUCCGAAGCUCGGGGGGUCGAUUCUUCUCCCAACCGUCUUACGCAGAAACCAGUAACAGUACGGCAUCUACUUCAUCCACUAAUUCCUCUUUCAGGCAGGUGAACGAAUCAAAGGCCAAGCAGACUCCUUAUUAAGAUGUCCGCUGGAGCACCACUUAUCCCUCCUCAGUCCCCUAUCUUUCAUCUCGCUGUGAAUCUUCACGGACUUGCGUACUCGGCACCCACUCGUUCUUCCCUCACAUCGUUUGCAAUACAUCUGACUGCACAGCCAUCUAAACAUUUUUUCGACAACCGAUCGUUUUAUGAGUAAGGGGACGUUUUUAUCAUCAUCACCGUCCGUGUCGCAUUUCCAAUUCCCUUCUUCUUCGUCUUCUACGCCGGCUACUCUUCAGCACUCUUGUCAAACACCUUCGUCCUUGGCACGUUCUCAACUGGCACUGGUCGGGUGUGUGCGUUGACCUUAUGCGAGUUGAAGUUUUUGUACAUUUUAAAAAUUUUCACACUAUCUGCCCCCCUCCCACAUGUGUGUAAAUAGUUCAUUUUCCUUUUUUCAUAUGCCGCAUACUUUCUUUUUCCUCCUUUGAUGACGAUACGAACAGAAAACACUACAUGUUUUUCAUU
Messenger RNA from Dicrocoelium dendriticum, 1814 nucleotides. NCBI's taxonomy places the organism in Eukaryota, Metazoa, Platyhelminthes, Trematoda, Plagiorchiida, Dicrocoeliidae. The record is from the annotation of a GenBank genome assembly.